AUGACUUUCACAUUCUCCACUUCAUCAAGGAAAAAUGGGAGACCACCUUUAAAAUCUGUUUCCACAGAAGACAAUAUUCAUUUGUUAAGAAAGCAACGCCAACAACAAGCAUCAAGGAACUCGACAGAGACUUCACAUAAUCCAAAUAGUAACCUCUCAGCACUCGCCAUUGAUAAUCGGGAAGAUGAAGUACGCAGCGCUUCAACUACCAACUUGGACCGUUUGCGACAGGAGCAAGAAGAAAACCUAUUAGAAAUGGACUGUACCAAAUCAACACUGCUUCAUAGAGCAAACAUGUUGGUGGACGUCCUACCAUCUUUUGAAAUGUAUAAUGCCUUGCACAGACAUAUUCCUCAAGGGAACGUCGAUCCGGAUAGGCAUGAUUUUCCACCUUCUUAUCAGGAAGUACGUACACAAAGAAUGACUAUACUACCCACCACUGAUAAUUCUGUGGAAAGAUCACCAUUAACAGCGGUACUAGAACCUGAAAAUACAUGUAAUAGUAGCACUACUCAUUCACUUACCAACCUACAUCCUUUACAAACGCAGCAUCUUACACUAAAUACCACAGGCCAACCACGCCAUUCUUUGUCAGAGACUAAUGUUAGCCAAAUACCAUUUGAAGAUGAUCUAAACGACUCAGAUAAUAUUUUUAUAGAUAAAUUAUACACAUUACCCAAAAUGACCACUCCCGUUGAAGUUGAUAUAAGAAUAACGAAAACAGCAUCAAUACCUCACGAGCGUCCUGAGGAACAAUCCAUAUUGAAAGAAUAUACUUCCGGUGAUAUUAUUCAUGGUUAUUGUUUGAUUGAAAAUCGAUCUCCUCAACCUUUGAAAUUUGAAAUGUUUUACGUUACCUUAGAAGCAUAUAUAUCAGUAAUUGAUCGCCAAAAGGGGAAAAGAACUUUAAAGAGAUUUUUAAGAAUGGUCGACUUGAGCGCAUCUUGGUCCUAUACAAACAUUGCCCCAAGUACAGGUAUAAAUAUUGUUCCAGGAGAAAGAGAUUUUGAUGAUGCCAUUAUUGGACUUUCAAAUAGUAGAGAACUGAAGCCAAAUACAAAAUACAAGAAAUUUUUCAUGUUCAAGUUGCCCACACAGUUGUUAGAUGUGACAUGUAAACAAGAGCAAUUUUCUCACUGUCUCUUACCGCCAAGUUUUGGAAUUGACAAAUAUAAGAAUAAUUGCAAGUAUUCCGGCAUAAAGGUUAAUAGCGUCCUUGGCUGUGGACAUCUAGGUACAAAGGGCUCGCCCAUUUUAACGUUGGAUAUGGCAGAUGAUAAUCUAUCCAUAAAUUAUACCAUUGAUGCCAAAAUUGUUGGUAAAGAUAAAAGAACUUCCAAAUUGAAUAUUAUGAAGGAGAGAGAAUACAACUUAAGAGUCAUGCCUUUCCCUUUUGCCGGUGUUACUAAUGAACAAAGUGAAAAGACAUGUUUGAGACAACUAAAGGAUUUGGAAAGGUUGAUCGAGGAUAGAUUUGAAGCUUUAAACAAGAUUUUCAAAAAGCUGGAUUUAGAUGAGGCAAUUUCCAAUUUAGAUAUCCAUGAUACAGAUAUCAGCGGGACUUUGGACGGCAAUGAAGAGUUGGAUUCGGAUGAAUUACUAAGGCGCAAGAUGGAUCAAUUACACAUUAAUAAUAGAAUAGACGAUGCCGCCAACCUAUCACCAUCAUAUGACUCCAAAAAUAUGAUUCCAAAGGAGAAUUUAGUUGAGACUGAGUUACGUUAUAAAUUUAAGAACAAAAACAAAUCAAACUCAAGCUUGUUUUCUCAUUUCUUAAGUUCCUCAGAAACAGGCUCAUCGGCAGCCCCACAUACAUAUAAUUCUGGGUUAAUUGUCUUAUCAGUUAAAAAACCACAAUCUGCAUUGCCUUAUUGGUCACCAUCGUUGUUGAGGAAAACUAAUAGAUUUGAAGCCAAGAGUGAACAAGAAAAAGAAAACUGGCAAAGGUUAAUGAAUUUGCUUCCAGAGGGAGUGAAGAAACCACUAACUAAAUUGGAUGUAAACUUGACUUGUAUCCAAUCGAAUAACAGUGCUGAACAUAAACCUCCUGAGAUAAGCUCUGUAACGACAGAAUUUGUAGUUAUUACAGCAAAAUCCGAUAACUCUAUUCCUAUUAAAUUCAGUACAGAAUUGUUAAUGAACGAGAAUAGGCUAAAUGRAUUGAAGACAAAAUUCUCGGCAUUCCAGAAAAAAGUUCAGGAAUAUCGUAAAAAAUUUGAAGAAAACAAUGUGAAGCUAAAUGAACUUUACAACAGAAAUAGAGAUCAGAUUAUUCCAAGAGAAUUGUUAUUCACGAACUUUGUAUCUGACCAAUUAAACAAUGAUGUUGACAGUUUAGCUGGCUUAAAAGUUAAUGUUAUUGAUUUGCAUGACAUUUUCAAGAAGCAGAUUCACACUUUUGAAGAGGAAAAUGAAGAUAUCAUUUCCAAAAAGGGAGGCAGCAAUUCUUCUUUGGCAACAUCCAACAACAAUUUCUUACAGGCGACAUUCAGUAACGGCGCAUCCACGGCUACUAAAUUUACCCAGCAGAUUGUGCAUACUUGGGAAAAAGUUAAGCCUCUACAGUACAAGAGAGAUGUAACGGUUAAUUUGAAGUUAAAUCCCAACAUCAAAGAAACUUUAGUACCUAAUUUUGAAACUUGUUUGUGUUGUAGGUUUUAUUGCAUCCGUGUGAAUAUCAAAUUUGAAAACCAUUUAGGUUCCAUGAAAGUAGAUAUUCCUGUCGACGUGAAGAAAUUACGAAUCUAA
Messenger RNA from Saccharomyces eubayanus, 2748 nucleotides. RefSeq names its product ubiquitin-ubiquitin ligase BUL2 (gene BUL2). Bases 1 to 2748 code for a protein of 915 amino acids. The record is from RefSeq and is a predicted model, not a curated record. Gene Ontology annotation, molecular function: ubiquitin-ubiquitin ligase activity. The transcript has a single exon. Gene Ontology annotation, biological process: protein polyubiquitination; protein monoubiquitination. Lineage: Eukaryota; Fungi; Ascomycota; Saccharomycetes; Saccharomycetales; Saccharomycetaceae. Gene Ontology annotation, cellular component: ubiquitin ligase complex.